AUGUCUCUUGUUGCAUCAGCCUUUGAUGCUACGGGACAGUACUUUGCGAGCGUUGCUGUUUCGCUGAAUUCGCACACGCUGCGUGUUCAGUCGUGCAGAGACGCAGGCGACAAUUUUUCCAACGUGUACCCGUUCGACAAGGCCGUUAGAGUGAACUCUUUGGUGUGGAUCCAUGUGCCAGCAGAGUCCGUCAAGUCUACCAAACUCAGGCGCCUGGAUGCCUCCUUGGAGGAUCAAUUAGUGGCACUGUCUUUGGACAACGGGUCGGUGUAUAUCUACUCUCCCAGCAGAAAUGAGGUGAUACACAAGAUUACUACCUCCAGUCACAUAUCCAGCACAGACUUCCACCACAACGGUUUAUCCAAGAUCGCUUGGAGUUGCGAUUCGCAGGGAUCCUUGUUUGAGCUUGAUUUGAAGAGCUGGCAGGUUUCCAAGACGUUAAGACCAUUGAGCGAAGAAACAACACUGUCCAAACUGGCUAGCAUCACAUAUAACGAGCAACCGCAUCUGCUUCUGGGAUCGCAUUCCACGUACCUUGUUGAUCCCGUUGACAAUUACUCGAUUGUCAAGACUUUCCCAGGCCAUGUUUCUCCAAUCCACACGAUUUUGAGCGUUCACGAUGGUAUAAUUUUCACUGCUGCGCAAGGUGACCGUUUUAUCAACGCCAUUUCUAUAGACAAGGCUUCUACGUUGGCCGUCUUUGUGGCUGAGGAGCCGGUUGUUUCUCUCGCCUUUGCAGAAAACGGGUUCGACAUGUCAAUUUUGGCUGCCACCACAGAAAGUGGGGCCGUCGAGAUCUUUAAUGCUCCUCUCCAAAAACACGACUCAUCAGCAGACACAGCCAGCUCGCCUUUUAAGCGUAAGAAGAAAGUCGUCAACACUCACAGAAGCGACGCCAAGCUGACGGUGAGCCGUCCUGCGUCGGAUCUGGUAGAGAGUCUUCCUAUUCAAAACGUCACCCUGACGCCAAAACAGCUUACAGUCACCUGGCUCGAAGACUCGAGCGUUCCGUUCUUUGAGACUCUGGAUUGGUGGGUUCUUUCGCAGGACAGUGACAAGGAAUACAAACAGAAGGGAGACGUUGUGGUGGAAAAACCAAAACCUGUUUUGAAGUUCACCCAAUUCUCUAAGUUUGGCCACGACAUUGCUGCUUCCAAGACUUACAACGAGAGCCAUGCGAUCAUCUCUUCUGGCGAUAAUUUGAGAGACGUGGACGGGUCUGAUGAGGAUGAAGAGGACGAGAUGACUUUGGCUGAACGGUUGCAGGCAAUUCAAACCAGUAGUAACGGCACUGUUUCCAAGAAGUCUGGCCGUGCCACUGCUGGAACUUUGACUACUGUGCUGUCGCAGGCACUCAAAUCGAACGAUCAUUCUUUGCUGGAGAGUGUUCUGAACAACAAGGACGAAACAGUGAUCAGAAACACCAUUUUGAAGCUGGACUCUAUCUACGUGGGCACACUUCUUGACCGUUUGGCCGAGAGAAUCUCGAGAAAUGGUAACCGUCAGACAAACUUGGUGUACUGGAUCAAGCACAUUUUAAUUUUCCAUGGAGGUGCUUUGCAGAACUCUGCAAAUCUGAGUCUGGUUGCUACCACGAUGAGAAGAAGAGCAGCCAACCUUGACAGACUACUGGAACUGAGAGGUAAGUUUAGCAUGCUGACCGAUAGACUGGAGCUCAAGAGAGAGAUGGUUGGGCUGGAGGAGCGCGACCAGGACGAGGAGGACGAAGUGGAGUACGUGGAAGAGCUGGAUGACGCUGGUCUUUUAAGCAGUGACGAGGACGACGAAGAGUCGGAGUCCGAGGAAGAGCAAGACGUCGUUGACUCUGACCAGUCGGACGACCAGCUCAGUGACAUUGAGGUGGAGUCGAACGGAAAGCAAAUAGAUAUUAGCGACUCUGAGGAGUCGGUGUAG
Ogataea philodendri is the source of this 1914-nucleotide messenger RNA. RefSeq lists its product as uncharacterized. Bases 1 to 1914 code for a protein of 637 amino acids. Gene Ontology annotation, biological process: maturation of SSU-rRNA from tricistronic rRNA transcript (SSU-rRNA, 5.8S rRNA, LSU-rRNA). Lineage: Eukaryota; Fungi; Ascomycota; Pichiomycetes; Pichiales; Pichiaceae. The transcript has a single exon. Gene Ontology annotation, molecular function: protein binding. Gene Ontology annotation, cellular component: nucleolus. The record is from RefSeq and is a predicted model, not a curated record.